GUAUAUAUGGUGAUGAGCAUGAGAGACAAUGGGGGAUUCGUCGAAAGACAAAGAAGAGUGCGCAGAAGAGUUAGUAGGGCUUGCCACAUGUCUGCCAUAUGUUGGGGGAACUGCAAAAUCUCCAACACCAGACUGUUGCAGCGGGCUGAAGCAGGUCCUGAAAGAUAACAGAAAGUGUUUGUGUGUCAUCAUCAAUGAUAGAAAUGACCCUGAUCUCGGUCUCCAAAUCAAUCUCACCCUCGCCCUCCACCUCCCCAUCGUUUGCCAUGCCCCUGCCAAUGUCUCCCAGUGUCCAGUUUUGCUGCACAUGGAUCCUAAGUCUCCGGAAGCUCGAGUCUUCUAUCAACUGGGCGAGGGCUCUACUCAUGCCGCCCCCAGCCCAUCUCCCAUUCCUACUGUGUUUGUGGUAGGGAAUAAGGAGAUGAGUGCAAGUGUUCCCACGCCCAGCAAUAAUAAUGGUUGUUGCAGAAGAAAAGGAUCCAUGGAGAUUGGUGCCACAGCACUUUUUCUGACUUUCCUAUUCUAUUAGCAGCUUCCAGUUUGUCAUAAUAUUAAUAUAUAUAUAUAUAUAUAUCUUGAAAUCUUCAUCUUCUUCACAUGAUAUAUAUAUAUAUAUAUAUAUAUAUAUCUUCAAACCAGUUUGGUGGUUUAAUUGAA
Carica papaya (papaya) is the source of this 657-nucleotide messenger RNA. RefSeq names its product non-specific lipid transfer protein GPI-anchored 14-like. NCBI's taxonomy places the organism in Eukaryota, Viridiplantae, Streptophyta, Magnoliopsida, Brassicales, Caricaceae. The record is from RefSeq and is a predicted model, not a curated record.